CCAUUAGGUAUUUUUAGCUACGCUCUCGUCCAAUUUUCCACCUCCUCAGUUUGUUUUCGCAAGUCGGCGAAAUCAGCGGCAAAUCACCCCUUACAUAUAGCUUAACUAUACUACGUAAACCAUUUGUAUAAAAGACAAACAUGUUUGCCCUGCGCCGCCUCAGUCAGCGAUUGUAUCCGCAGCAGACUCAGCACUUGAAAAUGUCGCAGGUCGGAGAGCUGGGCAGUGGAGCCGGCAAGGGCGGCGGCGGAGGCGGGUCCAUCCGGGAGGCUGGGGGAUCUCUGGGCAAAAUGGAGGCUGCCCGCGAGGAGGAGUUCUUCCACAAGCAGCAAAGGGAGCAGCUGAAGAAUCUGAAAGCCAAGACGGAACCCAAGGCACCAGAGGCUCCUAAGAAGUGAACGACUGAGAACCCUUUAAACUCUAAUAUGAUUUAAACCAUCAUUCGAUUGUACUGUCGGAAAUGUAUUUACCUAAAGUUCUACUCCAAAUAUACUAUGUGCAACAAG
Molecule: messenger RNA, 506 nt
Organism: Drosophila biarmipes
Lineage: Eukaryota; Metazoa; Arthropoda; Insecta; Diptera; Drosophilidae
Product: ATPase inhibitor A, mitochondrial
Exons: 3
Coding region: 141-398 (85 amino acids)
Biological process (GO): negative regulation of ATP-dependent activity
Cellular component (GO): mitochondrion
Molecular function (GO): ATPase inhibitor activity
Source: RefSeq, a predicted model, not a curated record